AUGGCUGCAUCCGGCUACUUCUCGCCGGGUGCACCUACCAAUUCGCAGUCUACGGCCGCGGAUAGAACUGGAGCACUCGAGAAUUGGCAGACGAGAGCUGCAAAUCAGCCUCGUCGACAAUCGAAUCAUUACCUUCCGAGCAAGCGGUGCUUAGAUAGCUGGCAGUCAGGUGAUCUCAUCAGCGCAAGCGCGCCAGAUACGGCACCAGGUAAAGCUAGCCGGAAAGCCCGAACCACCACUCUGCUUGCGGGUUGCGACCUUUAUAACCCGGAGACUCCAUGGGGGACCCUGGGAGUUGCCUAUGAUCCGACGUCGCCGUACUGGACAUGGCAGGCAUCUCUGGUACCGUCAGCAACGCCACCGAUAUACCCCGGAAACGACGAUGGAAUUUUUGAGAAAUUAAGGGCGGCGGCGGCUUUAGUGUCUCAGAAUGCAAAUUUUGAGCCAGAUAUGCGGAAAGAAAAUUUGGAGACAUGUUCCGAUGACAUUUUGCGCCUUCUUCGAGAUAUCUCUGAAGCUGAUCCGCUGGCCGACGGGAUUGAGCCAAAAAUAGAGUCAAACGAAGAUUCGUCCUCGGUGCCGGCUGCUGGCGAAGGUGGGGCUUAUCGGACUACCCCCAUAGAUGGCCUAGCAAGCAGUGGUAUAUCUUCAAGGAUGACUAGGAAGGCAAGUCGCAAGAGUGUGCGAGUUGCAGACGGUGAGCGCGGACCUAAGGCAGUGCAGAAAACCAAUGGGGAGAGCAGCAGACGACCAACAAUGCCCAGGCCGUCCGAUCCUAAUGGCCGAAUCGAUAAAGUUUUGCGGUGCUGCCCCGUGGAGGUGCCAAGUAUCCUCCACAUGAUUCUCGACAGAACCGGUGACAAGCUUGAUCCACGCAUGGUAGAGCAAUACUCAGGACAUGUUGACAAGCUUUGCGAUAAGCACUUGGAGAAGUACCGCCACCUCAAGAACUCCAUGGCGCACAAUCGCCUCUCAUUGAGCUGCCCAGAAGCGGCGCAGAUUGCUACGCCAGUGCUUUCUAUCGCCAGACUACAGACGACCGCUCUAUCGCCACCUGGGGCUCCGCCGCUUGCGGUAAUGCGACAAGCUUCCUCGCAUGUCUGGUCGCCAGACGUACCUACACUGACUACAGAACAUCCGGCGCGUAAGAAGAGGAGGACGCCCGGUGACCUCCAUCGCACGGCUCGCAUUCCUAAAGCAGUCGGUCGAAGUAGCGUGCGUCCUGUCCCCAACGUCAUUCGGGACAGCCAAUAUCGCAAGCAGGUGCUUUGGGAGAUUCAGGAACGGUUGGCGAGAGCCGCCACGGGAGAAGGUGAACAGCAGUUCCGCACGCAUGGGGAGGUGACUAACCGCAUCGUGUUUGACCUGCUGUCGGUCGCGAAGCAGCCGAACGCGUCGCCGGAUCACGGUCCUAUGGAUGUUCACUUUCUGACAGGGGAGGAGGCCCGAGCUAUGCUGGACGUGGGCUCGCCGAUGGAGCCAGUCGUCACGGAGAAGGAGCAGAUGUUCCGGUGGCAACCUCGGCGACGGCCCAUCGCGGAGCUAUUCCGGCGUAUGGAGAAUUUGGAUCGGCGGGUGUCUGUGCAGGUUCCGUCGCUGAACUGUAUGGGUGAUUCUUUUGAAAGCCGGGGCUUGGAGCAGGUUCGCGAUCGGUUUCUCGGCGGGGUAGCAUGCAGUGGCACCGGCACCAGCAGUGGCGAUGGCAACGAGACGGACGAUCCCUGGAACAUUUUAGACCUACGCAGCCCCAUCCCGGCGGCCGUGCUUCCACAAUUUUUGACAUGCGAGAACUGCCAGCUGCUACCACGGCUGCGCGAUGAAGUGUUAAACCCGGACCGGGCGGAGCGUGACACAGCCACACGCACACAGUGGAAUGAGUGGCGCGACGUGCUCGAAUGGGUGCUAUUGUCGCAAGGCGGCCACAACACAUCGCCGCACACGGACAGUCACGGGCUGGCGACAUGGAUCACGGUGCAGGAGGGUCUGUUUGGGUACGGCUGGUUAUCGCGGCCGACACCAGAAGAGCGCGAAGGCUGGAUGGCGGAUCCGCAUGGCUUCACCGGCGGACACUGGUGCUACCUCGUCCUAGAGCCGGGCCAGACUGUAUUUUUCAACUCAGGCACGGUGCACUUCGUGUUUCGGCUGCGCAGCGAGCACACCCUGGCACUGGGCGGCCACAUCCUACAGUGGACGGGCAUCGAGCGAUGGUUGCAGAUCGUUGCGGCUCAGAUGCGCAAUCCACACAUCACAAACGAGGAUAUGGAGUGGAGUGCGCCCAAGUAUGUGCGUAUUGUGGCCCGCCUGGUUGAGAUGCGGCUGCGCAACGGUCGUGUGACAGAAAUGGGCGGAGAAGCCGCCAUGCGGCGGCUACUGGCGAUGCUCAAGGUGCGUUCUGGCGAGUUAGCACUCUGA
Grosmannia clavigera kw1407 is the source of this 2412-nucleotide messenger RNA. RefSeq lists its product as uncharacterized. Bases 1 to 2412 code for a protein of 803 amino acids. The transcript has a single exon. NCBI's taxonomy places the organism in Eukaryota, Fungi, Ascomycota, Sordariomycetes, Ophiostomatales, Ophiostomataceae. The record is from RefSeq and is a predicted model, not a curated record.